Molecule: messenger RNA, 1899 nt
Organism: Daphnia magna
Lineage: Eukaryota; Metazoa; Arthropoda; Branchiopoda; Diplostraca; Daphniidae
Gene: ZnT77C
Product: zinc transporter 1
Exons: 7
Coding region: 301-1806 (501 amino acids)
Biological process (GO): intracellular zinc ion homeostasis; zinc ion transmembrane transport; detoxification of zinc ion
Cellular component (GO): membrane
Molecular function (GO): zinc ion transmembrane transporter activity
Source: RefSeq, a predicted model, not a curated record
UCCCGCAUGAGUUUCAGAUCCUAAAGGAACACGGAUUUCACCAAAUAAAGGUUUAUUCUCUUUUUCGUCGAUGCAGAACGCAGGCUUUGGUGCGAUUUACCGGUAACAGUUCGACCACUGGUAGACGGGGUACUGCCUAGCAACAAGCUUCCCCCCAAAAAAAACCAGAUUUAAAGCAGUUGUGACCUAGAUAGCUUCAGGGAUAGAUCGCCUGAACGUUCUGUGUAGUGCAUUGUAUUUGUUUGGCGUUCAGUUGCGGUCGCAUGUGGUUAGAACUAAAAUUUCAAAAGAAAAGCUACAAUGAUAAAUCCUCUGUGGCAACAGCCAGGUCUAGACCGUUUGAUAGGAAUACUAGUAGCUAGUGUCGCAUUGUUUUUGGUUGAAAUCGUAAUGAGCCACAUCACUCAUUCCCUGACGCUACUCGCUGUCGCGUAUCACAUGUUGUACAACAUUUUCUCGCUGAUUGGAUGCAUUGCUACUAUCAAGAUGUGCCAGCGCGGCUCCAGCGUAUCUAACACGUUCGGAUGGGCACGACUGGAGGUUUUAUCGACGGUGGUCAACCUACUCUUUCUCAGCGCACUGGAUUUCUCAUUGGUUGUGGAGGCUAUUCAAACUUUAAUUCAUGUGGACCACAUGGAUGCAAUGCACCAACCUGAAAUUAUAUGUAUUGUGGCCGGCGUAGGAAUAAUUUUCAAUUGCAUUUGCAUUCUACUAAUUGGAGGAUUUACGCAUCAUCAGGGCAGUUUUCUAGCUCUGACGCCGGGAGGGGAUGUGGUUGUCCAGCAUGGCGUUGUCACCGAAGACGCUGUCCGUAAAGGCCUACGUCGUCUGGCUACAACCGAAAGAAGCGAAUGUGCUGGUGGAACGCAAGGCGAUAUCCAAGAGUCGGAAAUAGAUGUCAUGAUGUCCCAAAAAGGAGAAUCAGACCCGAAAAUGAAAAGUGUCAUUGCGAGAGUAUCACAAAGAUGGCCAACCAUGUACGCCGUAUUACGAGACAACGCCAGCACUGUCAUCGCUCUCGUCACAGCAGUGGUUGUUUACAUGAAUGGCGAAAGUUUAACUUCUUUGUUAAUCGAUCCUAUUCUAACACUUGUUUCUGUUGCUAUUCUUGCCAUCACGUCAUACCCUUUCAUUAUACAAGCAGGCCAAAUUCUCCUGCAAACAACACCAGCCCACAUUGAUGUUGGCGAACUAAAAACAAAGCUUAAAGAUACGUUUCCAUCAGUCGUAAGCAUUCACGAUUUGCACGUGUGGGCUCUAACUCCAGAUAGAGUCAUUUCUACUGCCCAUUUGGUCUUCAUGAAUGAAAACGUUUAUCUGGGAGUCAAGAAGCCUAUCAAUGAUUUCUUUCUCGGACAGGGGAUUACCAGAGUAACAUUACAACCAGAAUUCUACAAGUUUGGAAACUUGACACCUGCACAAAGUAAAAGCUGUGUACUAACCUGCAACAAAGAAGUUUGCAAAUCAAGGACCUGUUGCAACUAUGAACGUGCAGCCAACGACGUUGUUCCUGUUGAAGACGUCGAAUCGCCAGCACAUAGUCAGGACCUUGCUGAAAUGACCACUAAGACCCACAGAGUGACGAUUGUUCUAGACCAUUCCAGGGUUUCUUCGAAUUGUAACAGCACAUCUUCUAUCGACGAUCAAUGUCAAUUAAAUCGCCAAACCUUCAAUCAUGUCACACAUGACAGCUGCAGCACUGAAUGUGAGUCACACUCAAAUGUGUUAAAAACGACGUGUAAGAUGGAAACAGCUGAUCAAAGGGCACAUGGAGUUUCAGAAAAAAGUUUGGAUUCACCUGAUUAAAACUUUGCUCAUAAUGUUUCCUGCUUAACUCAAUAAGGAAUCAAAUAAAGUGGUUUUUUAAUGUUGGAAAAUACAGUUUGAAAAAAAUUUAAA